This is a messenger RNA of Bombus huntii, 5654 nucleotides long. Its product is annotated as leucine-rich repeat-containing protein 15-like. Gene Ontology annotation, cellular component: extracellular matrix. The transcript is spliced from 2 exons. The record is from RefSeq and is a predicted model, not a curated record. Gene Ontology annotation, molecular function: protein binding. Lineage: Eukaryota; Metazoa; Arthropoda; Insecta; Hymenoptera; Apidae. The coding region runs from base 3267 to 4385 and encodes 372 amino acids.
GGCCAUGCGCAAAAACCAAAGCGUGGAGUAUAAAUAAAGGAAAAUGAAAGCAACGUACGAUACGCAAAUAUGAAUGCCAAACAUUGCCGGAGCGCAGCACGAAAACUCGACGUGGCUGCAAAAUAAUUAGUUUCAGAGAAGCUUCGAUAGAGCGCGAAGUGUAUAUUCUGUCGACACGACGCGAUAACUUCGACUUUCAGAUAAUUAAUUUUCCAUUCGCCAACAUCAACUUUCAUAAAAAGUCCUAUCAGCGAAUCACGUCGAUUUUUCAUCGUAUAUCGGUCGAAAUAAUCGCCAAAGUUCUGAUAAAAUGACCAUCGAUUUCCAAAGUCGUAAGGGAAAGUCGAUAAAGCAGUUUUAAAAGUAAGGUUAUGGUGCAAUUUCAAACUGAUGUUAUCUUAAUAUCGGGAUGUCAUAGGGCGAACAAGGAUUGAUUUCUUAAACGAAAGGAAAUCAUAUUAAAAUUCAUAGUUCAUUUAAAUGUUUGUAAUCUACGAUUUAGUUCUCAGGGAAAUUAAUUUCGAAAGUGUGUAUAUAAUUUUAAAAGAAAUAAUUGAAUUGAAGAAAACAGGAGGAAAAAGGUUAUCAAUUAAGUAUCUUAUCUAUGUAAGUGAACAAUUUUUCAGAAACAGUUUUCUUCAAAAUUAAGCUUUACGUGAGAAAAUCGUAUUCUACACUUUUCAUCUAUUGGGUUGGCAAGUAAGUAGUAGCCAACUCAAUAGAAGAUGGCGAGACAAAGAGGGUGCUAAGACGCGUGCAAAUGUGUAUCCACGAAUAUCUUCUCAAUCACAUAUCAAAUGAAUCUGAAACUAUUUUGAUAUCAAUUCUAAGUGUAAUGUAAAUGUUCUUAUACAUUUAUUUUGACGAUUAGGAUCCACAAUUCUCAACAGUCAUGAAUCUUAAAAAGAAAUAUUUCAAAAGUUGGGGCAAAGUUGGUUUCUUCUGUCGUUGUGUCUAUUGGGUUGGCAACUAAGUGGCUGCGAAUUUUGUCAAUACCCCACCUAAAGACAAAAUCCGCAAUCGCUUAGUAGCCAACUCAAUAGAAGAUGGCGAGACAAAGAGAGUGCCAAGACGCGUGCAAAUGUGUAUCCACGGAUAUCUUCUCAAUCGCAUAUCAAAUGAAUCUGAAACUAUUUUGAUAUCAAUUCUAAGUGUAAUGUAAGUGUUGCUAUACAUUUAUUUAUUAUGAAUCUUAAAAAGAAAUAUUUCAAAAGUUGGGGCAAAGUUGGUUUCUUCUGUCGUUGUGUUUAUUGGCUUGGUAACUAAGUGAUCGCGGAUUUUAUCAGUAGGUGGUAUUGACAAAACCCGCAAUCACUUAGUUCCCAGCCCAAUAUAUUCGAAAAUACCUUCCAUCGAGCAUAAUUACGCUCUCAAUAGCUUUAAUUACAUUCUAAUUUCAUGCAAUCGCAAGCGCGUGUCUUGAAUUUAUAAACAAAUCGAUGGAAGAGUUUCAUAUCGUUUGCGGUGCCGACCGGAUGGCUGGACAGCACCGAGUUUGAAAGGCAUUUGCACCGUGGACACGUGAUGCUUUUAGUGAAACUAGCUACACACAGAACGAUACAAAUGAGCUGAUUUAACACGGCCGCAUUAAUCGUCGGCUGAUUAGGCGAUUCGAAUACUCUGAACCCCUCGUUAGUCCAAAAAAUGGUACACGUUACGAUUAAUAACCUUUGCACUUCUAUGUCGAGUGUGACUCGACGUCAGUUUUUAUCUCAGCAGCUCCUUUGUCGAGUCCCAGCUUUUUUUGUGAAACCUGCAAAAGAAAAGCUGCAUUGCAUCCCAGAAAUUGUUUCAAGAUAUAUCAUACUUUAAAAAUUACAAAAUACAACAAUAGUGUGAAUAAAACUGGUAUUUAAGAGAAUUUAUUUCUUCAUUUUAUUUAUUUAAAUUGUCUUACUUUUUAGUUAAAGUAAAUUUCACGUAAAACACUUAAAAGCGUUGGGAGAUGCUGCUAACGAAAUUGAAAUAAAAUUCGCAGUGCAAAGGGUUAAGGACCCCACGUUAGUCUAAAAAAUGGUACACGUUACGAGUAAAUUGGUCGCAAUUGCUUCUGAAUCUAAUUAUUGGGUUGGCAACUAAGUGAUUGCGGAUUUGUCAAUACCACCAAAUGACAAAAGCCGCAACCACUUAGUUGCCAAUGAAAAAGAAGCAACAGAGAACUUUUCUUGUAAAUUGCCACAGUUGGAACCUAAACUUGUUUGUCACAUAUGAGGAUAGAAGUAAUCAAUAGACAAAAUGUACAAAGGUUCAUCUAUCCUUUAUAUCUGUCGAAUGAUCUGAUUCGCUGAAGAUCUUUCUCAGAACGCAGAUAUCGAAGCACUUGCUGCUUUACAGACCAAUUGUUUAAGGUGGAAAACAAGCUGACUUUAUCUGCCAGAUUCAUCUACAGAGUGACUUCUCUUGAAAGAUGGCUUCCAUGAAUCAAUUGAAUCCAAUUUCACGAAUCGAAGCAUGAAACGUUUUCGACGAAAAAGAACAGCCAAUUCAUUCUUCCUCCAAUCGUGCACUAAUCAAAUGAUAUAGCUGCCCAAUAAAAAGUAAAACACGCUUGCAACGCCCACAUAUACAUAUACAUAUACCCAGCAUCAGAAAGCGAAAUAUUGGGUUGACAACUAAUUGAUUGUGGAUUCUCUCAAUAUCACCUAAUAGCAAAGUCCGCAAUCACUUAGUUGCCAUGGAAAGUCCCAAUAGAAAAUAAAAUCCAGGUUUUAUGAGCACCCUUGACAAAACAAGAAUCAGUUCAUCGUUCCCUCAGCAAUAUACCAAUCAAACUAUGUAUAUUUCAGCAAUAAAAGCUAAGAAUAUCAAAUGAAUUACCGAAAUGCCAUCCAUAGGAACCAAGACAGCUCAAUAUUGGGUUGGCAUAUUCCUGAGGGAGCAUUGAACUGAUUCUUGCUUUGUCAAGGGCGCUCAUAAAGCGUGGCUUUUACUUUCUAUUAGGUUGGCAACUAAGUGAUUGCGGAUUCUCUCAAUACCAUCUAAUGGCAAAGUCCGCAAUCACUUAGUUUCCAACCCAAUAGAAAGUAAAAGCCUUUAUGAGCUCCCUUGACAAAACGAGAAUCAGUUCAUCGUUCCCUCUGCAAUAUACCAAUCAAACUAUUUAUAUUUCGGCAAUAAAAGCUAAGACUAUCAAACGAAUUACCGAAAUGCCAUCCGUAGCAAUCAAGACACCCCAAGUCAACGAUCCCAAUUACAGCAUCGAAGCUACCGCUUCCUGCUUAUCGUCGGCCGACAAGUAAUAGCCCUAGACACCGUGUACAUGGCACAUGUGCGCGCGCACUCGUCAAUGCAUAAUGCAUAUAACAGAGCGAUACGAUGGUAGACAGUGGCUUAACCCGGUGUCUGGUCAGAAGGUUUGCAUCGUGAUGUCGUGGCUGCUUGUUCUCUCGCUGGUCAUACCAACAUCCUUGUCGUCGUCGCCAGACGUAGUGACGUGUAGGCAGAGCAACGACUACACGAUCUGCCGUGAGGAUGACAUUCUCGUGAACGUCAGCCAACACGGGGAAGCGAACAGCUUGAGCAUCCACGAUCUAAGUCUAAUCGAGGUGCGUGAGGACGCGUUCGAGAACUUGACGGCAACCAGCUUGAGCCUGGGUCACGGCAACCGAAUUUCCACACUAACGAAGCUGUCGUUUCGUGGAUUGGCGGAUUUGGAGGAGCUGCACCUGGACAACAACCGAGUCAGCCUGGAACCUUAUCUGUUCUCCGAGCUGAAGAAGCUGAAGGCUCUCUAUCUGAGCUUCAAUCGGAUCGAUCACCUACCAAAACAUGCAUUUGAUGGAUUGCCCUAUCUGAAGUGGUUGUUCCUCAGAUACAAUCGCUUAACAUCCAUCGAGCAAGACACUUUCGUUGACCUGACCGAUCUGUUGCAGUUUCUUAGGUUGGAUAACAACAGGAUCGGCAAGAUCGUGCCCGGCAGUUUCGAGAAGCUACACGAACUCACCCAUUUGCAUUUGGAAUAUAACCUUAUAAGCAAGAUCCUACCUGGCACGUUUCGUGGACUGAAAGCAUUGACCGCUCUGUUUCUCGAUUACAAUUCACUGACGAACAUUUUCAAAGGAGAUUUCGACGACCUUGACUCGUUGCAGAUGCUGAACCUUCAGUUUAACGAGAUUGCUGAUAUAGAACCUGGGUCCUUCGACAAUCUGUCCAGCUUGAGAAAAUUGAACUUGAGGAGGAACAAACUGACUCAUAUUACCGUCGGAAUCUUUGACAAACUGGCGAAAUUGUACGAUCUAGAUUUGUCUUACAAUUUCAUUGACAUCGUGGAUCCUGCAGCUUUCAGCAGUGGCAAUAUAGAGUCGUUCCAUUUCAUUCAUAACAAUCUCAGUGACAUCAACGAAAACGUCGUUGGAUUGUCUUCUUCCACCAUAAUAUACUCAUAAACCUGACACUAUAAACAAAUCAAUAAAUGUGUGCGGGUCGUUUAAUUCAGUGGAACGUGAUCCAGACGAACUCGAAUGGAAAUUCAGGCGAUAACCGUUCUAAACGUUCCUAGAAAAGCAUAAACAAGUGAAGCAGCAAGUUGACAUUCGAAAGAUCAGGAUCGACCUUGCAGUUAACCACAUUACAGAAGCGACCGAAUGGGAGGCCUGCAGGUUCCAAGUUUGGCAAAUCCAGUGCACUUUCAGUUAUCUUACGUCACUUGGAUGGCUAAACGAUCAUCAAGAGUGUGGAUGUCGGCUGAACUAAGAAUUUACCAGUAGGCUUCUGUCACUGACUGGUUGGAACAUCGCUGGAACUUGGACUGGAUUCCCUGUCGAUUUCACGCUACCAUUUAAUUGGACAGUAUCAGGAAAGCUAACGGUUCUACGUGCAACCACGUUCUUGAGAAUUCUAUUCGACGAGAUUGAGAAAAUAGAUUGGACAAAGUGGAAGAAACAUCGUUGAAUUGGUGUUCAUCGUGGUUCUUCAGUUUGUAAGAGGGUGCAGAACGUUCGUGAAUUUCGUGGCUCGUGUAAAUCCCUUUCGAACGAAGAUCAAAUGUUUGUGAAGCAAAGAGAAGGCUCCUGUCGCCAAAUUUGCCAAAGUCUUAAAAUCAUAUCCUCUAAAUGGCAUUCGAAUUUCGCUCUCCUCGACUGAGUCCCUGGCUGGAGACACGAUUCUCAGUUUGCUUUAGUUGCCGACCCAAUAUAAAUGCAGAUAUCGAAAUGGGAAUUUUACUUUAAUCUCGUUGAUAGAAGAUCUAUGGGUCCUCUAAGAUGGAAUUUCGUGUCGUUGGUAGAUUUAUUCUUCUUUUCUCUACUUUCUCGAUUUUUCUUUUUUUUUUUUCUUUUAAUUUUGAAAGAAUGAUUUCUCAGAAGAUUUGGACGAUUGACGCCUGAAAAUUCAGAUAUAAUCGAGUGAAACCUGUUCAUCUGCUGACAGAGUGGAAAUUGAGACUCUCUAGAAAUUCCUAAGUGAACAAGUGGCGCCCCGUUGCCACGGUAUAAUAAUUAAUGGUAGCAUUUAGUUUCUGGAAUUAGAGCUGUCCAAAUCACCUAAAACGCUUCAAUUACAUGAGCUGCUAAUUUAGUCGCGGAUGGAUAUUUCUUUUAAUUCGUUGCUACUGAUUUUGCGACAAGUUUAAUACUUAACCUUUUGAGCGCCUCGUUGUCCGACGUUAGGCGUGCGCCAUGGACGGCCCACUCUUUACGAAGAAGCACACCGUGAGC